AACAUGGCAGCCGUCCGGGGCUUUACGUGGGAUAAAACUCAUCAUUUUCUUCGUGGUUGCUGUGUUUUGACUAGCAGGAUUCCGGGCAAUGCUAGAGGUAUAUCACAAGAGAAAAUGCAUGUUCUAACAUCGGAACACGGGUUGUUUAGAAAGAAAUAUCAAGAAGGAGGUGGUGUUUACUCCAGAGGUUUACAAACUUGUUGCUUUUCCUUUAAGGGAAUUAGUGGUUCAUUGUGUACUCAAGGUCCAUUCAAAGUCAUGUCAUUCUUGCGACCAAUGAGUAGCCAAUCACAAGGUAGCUUUUUGGUAGACCUUAAGUCCAGCCCAUCAUCAGCUUUAUAUCUUGGCUUUUCUGGUGCCAUCCCUUUCUGCAGCUUGGCUACCAUGGCAUUUAUUUCUCCAGAACACUUAAAUCUGAUUGCUCAUGCGCAACAAGCAUAUGGGGCAUGCAUUCUGUCAUUUCUUGGUGCAGUACAUUGGGGUUACACCUUACCAAAGACUAGUGAACUUAAACCAGACUGGAACACUCUUGGAUACAGUGUAACUCCAUCUCUCAUUGCCUGGUUGUCUUUACUUAUGAAUCCUGCACCAGGACUGACAACAUUGUGUUUUGGGCUUGCUGUAGCUUUGUGGAAAGAUUUGAAGACAAGUUGUUUUCCCUCAUGGUACAUUGCUUUACGAAAAGCUCUCUCAACUUUGGCAGUGACUUCAGUUGGUUUGACUGCUGCAGUCUUGUAUUUUCAAUAGUCAGACAUAUGUGACUCUUAUAGAGAGGUUCAUUGAUAUUUCUGUAUAAUUUUGUGAAAUAAAUGAAUUGUAAUUUGUUUGCUGCCUUUUAGUCACAGUUAUAUUUUGAAACUAACUUCUUCACAUGGUGGAACUUGGGUUACAAAGGACAUUGUAGAGCCUUUUUGUAAGCACUUUAUAAUUUGAUGAUCUGAAGACAUUGUCAAAAGUUUAUUCACCCUUUAAAUCUCAAGAUUUGUCACAAGAAUUUGGUGUUAGAUCUAGGUAACAAAUUUUACCUGAUAAGUUUGAGUAUACUCAUUACCUGUUUACUGGAAAAUGUAUGGAUCUUAUAGAGAGAAGUGAAAUGUAAAU
This is a messenger RNA of Pocillopora verrucosa, 1101 nucleotides long. The record is from RefSeq and is a predicted model, not a curated record. Lineage: Eukaryota; Metazoa; Cnidaria; Anthozoa; Scleractinia; Pocilloporidae.